UGUUUAAACAGAUCUCUCUCUCUCUCUCUCUCUCUCUCUAGAUCAGCCAUUGCCAAUGUCUACGACCACCGAAGAACCCGAACUGCAACAAGGGCCCGACCAUGAACCCGAACCCGAACCGGAAGCGCCGGAGAUAGCGUCGAGCGAUGCAGAUCCCCGGAGGGAAGAGCCCGAAGACGCAGCGAUCCAAUCCGGCGAACCGGAGAGCGACCCUUCUCCGACGGGGGAAGAGGCGCCGGCGCGUCCGGAGCUGCGGAAGGACGAGGGGAACCGCACGUUCACGAUGCGGGAGUUGCUGAACGAAUUGAAGAACGACGAUGCGGCCGAGAGCCCGAAGAACCCGGACGGGGAGAGGCGAGAAGUGAGUUCUCCGUACAGUCAAGAAAGCAUGCAACAAUCUAAUGCGGAGCAGAAUAAUGCUGCAAUGGAGUUGAUUGAUAGCGUUACUGGUGUUGAUGAGGAGGGCAGGUCUCGUCAACGUAUUCUUACAUAUGCCGCUCGAAGGUAUGCUAGUGCAAUUUCCAGAAAUCCAGGAGAUUACGAUGCAUUAUAUAAUUGGGCUUUGGUUCUUCAGGAAAGUGCGGAUGUUGUUAGUCCUGAUUCCACAUCACCUUCAAAGGACGCUUUACUUGAGGAGGCCUGUAAAAAAUAUGAUGAGGCUACCCGUCUUUGCCCUACACUUCAUGAUGCUUUCUACAACUGGGCAAUAGCUAUAUCUGACAGGGCUAAAAUGCGAGGUCGUACAAAGGAGGCUGAAGAGUUCUGGAAGCAGGCAACCAGAAACUAUGAAAAAGCAGUCCAACUUAAUUGGAACAGUCCUCAGGCACUUAACAACUGGGGACUUGCUUUACAGGAACUCAGUGCAAUUGUUCCUGCUCGUGAGAAACAAACCAUAGUGAGAACUGCUAUAAGCAAGUUUCGUGCAGCAAUACAGUUACAAUUUGAUUUCCAUCGAGCAAUUUACAACCUUGGGACUGUUCUGUAUGGAUUGGCAGAGGACACAUUAAGGACGGGGGGAUCGGCCAAUGCAAAAGAAAUUUCUCCUAAUGAACUGUACUGCCAAUCAGCUAUCUAUAUUGCAGCUGCUCAUGCAUUAAAACCAAGUUACUCGGUUUACAGCAGUGCCUUGAGGCUCGUACGAUCCAUGCUACCAUUGCCCUAUCUUAAGGUCGGAUAUUUGACGGCACCACCUGUGGGGAGCCCGGUUGCACCUCACAGUGAUUGGAAGAGAUCGCAAUUUGUUCUAAACCAUGAAGGUCUUGCUCAGCAGCUCAACACUGUUGACCAAAAACAAGCACCUCAAGGUCUUUCCAACAGAUCUGGAGAGUUAGCCCAUACUGACAGAAGAGCAACUAAAGUCAACAUUCCAGAUAUCGUGUCUGUUUCACCAUGUUCGGAUCUCACUUUACCACCUGGUCCAGGCCUCUGUAUUGACACGAUUCAUGGACCAGUUUUCAUGGUAGCCGAUUCCUGGGAGUCCUUGGAUGGUUGGCUCGAUGCUAUCCGUUUGGUAUAUACAAUUUAUGCACGAGGAAAGAGUGAUGUAUUGGCAGGUAUCAUAACAGGCUGAAAUUUUUAUAUCACUUAUGGAUGUAUUACCAGACAAUCUUCUUGAGAUCGUGAUGAGUUAUAGAAAUGCGGUUUCCCAGACAAUUUUUGUAUAUUUCACACUUUUCUUUUCCCACAAAAGUGGUUUUUGACAAUUAUCUGAUUCGACAUCCGUGGGGUUCUGUUCAA
Molecule: messenger RNA, 1737 nt
Organism: Syzygium oleosum
Lineage: Eukaryota; Viridiplantae; Streptophyta; Magnoliopsida; Myrtales; Myrtaceae
Product: protein HLB1
Exons: 14
Coding region: 56-1570 (504 amino acids)
Molecular function (GO): protein binding
Source: RefSeq, a predicted model, not a curated record